AUGGACAAACUGAAUCAGACAAAUGAUGACCUCAGAGACCAUCUGAGCACAACAAGAAAGGAGCUAGAGCAGAGAGAGAGGUACAUUGACACCCUCAACCAGCAGCUAGUCAUUAUGUCCUCUGCAUCUAGAGAACAUGUCCACCAGCCUGGUACAACACAAGCAGAACCUGAGACCAGCAUGGCCUCCACUACACAGCCUGAUGACACUGCACCCGCCUACCAGUCUGCUCCAGCCCAGAUCAGCCAACCAGCGUCCCAGUCUGCUCUAGACCAGGUCAGCCUACCUGGUUCCCAGUCUGCUCCAGCACAGUGUGCUCCAGCCCAGGUCAACCUACCAGCCUCCCAGUCUGCUCCAGCCCAGGUCAAGACAACCGCCACCCAGUUUUCCCUAGGUCAGCCAACCAGCCACCCAGUCUUCUCCAGCCCAGGUCAGCCAACCAGCCUCCCAGUCUUCUCCAGCCCAGGUCAGCCAACCAGCCUCCCAGUCUGCUCCAGCCCAGGUCAGCCAACCAGCCUUCUCCAGCCCAGGUCAGCCAACCAGCCUCCCAGUCCGCUCCAGCCCAGGUCAGCCAACCAGCCUCCCAGUCUGCUCCAGCCCAGGUCAGCCAACGAGCCUCCCAGUCUGCUCCACCCAGACAGUCACCCACAACUGCAAUCCUUAUUGAUUCAAAUGGGAAGUUCUUAGUCCAGGAAAGAUUAUUCCCUAGACACCAGGUGUAUAAGUUCUGGUGUCCUACAACUGACAGUGCACUGCAGCUACUCAGUCAGACCAGGAUUGACACCCCCGACAACAUCAUCAUCCACACUGGCACAAACGACCUUCAUGCCAAAGGUGAAAAUGUAUCUGGGGCAGUGAGAGGAGAAGCAGAACAGGAACAGGCCAUGUUCCCAACAACCAAUAUAGUUGUGUCCACCCUCCUACCAAGAAAAUACUUCCCAGGACAGUUGAUCGACAAAAUAAAUCAACAGAUCACUGUGGACUGUGCCUCACUGCUCAACGUCAGAAUGGCUCACCAUCCCACUCUGACAUGUGAACACUUAUACAAUAAUGUACAUCUUGAUCAGGACAGUGUCAGAACUUUUGCUAAGGACCUAAAGGAUGCAACACUUGGCAGGGACCCACACACCCAUCACCCCAGCAGCAGAGCCCCCCUGCCCCACCUUCUGAAACAACAGUACCCCCACCAUCCCCAGGAGAGAAGAGCCAGACACGGCUUAUUACAGCAUAGCUCUACAAGACCGGGCCCAACACAGCACAGAUUUACCAGACCAGACCCGCCUCAGGACAGCACGACCAGACCCGCCUCAGGACAGCACGACCAGACCCGUCCCAUCACAACACAGCUCUACCAGACCCGGCCCAUCACAACACAGCUCUACUAG
This is a messenger RNA of Coregonus sp. 'balchen', 1385 nucleotides long. The record is from the annotation of a GenBank genome assembly. Lineage: Eukaryota; Metazoa; Chordata; Actinopteri; Salmoniformes; Salmonidae.